AGAAUUCAUUGUCCAUUGAGAGUAAGCAGCUAUUUGUACCCUCUCAGCUAGUCACUACACAAGCAGCUAUUUGAUGCAACUCGAGCGCAAAAUUCGACAUCUUUGUGGACUAAGUCAGAGUGUACCAGUGCUUGCGUGACGUGCUACAUACAUAGCAGGAGACUCAAGGCCCAGCCGACAGGUGAACUUCACACCUUUGACAAGGGACAUACGUAUAUAGAUAUAUAUGGCACGGUAGACAUACCGAGAUCAUACGCUAGUGCCAACACUUGUGAUCAUAUCUCCGGUUGUUGAGGACAAUUUGACAGUGUGUCGGUAUAUUCCUGGAACUUUUAAAAAAACUUUCGAAACGACUGCGAUAUUGUGGGAUCGCUGGGCAGCAUCAUCGACGGCAAUGCACACCAUGUCAGACCCCAACUACAUCGAUGUUGAACGUACUGACGAAAGGUAUCGCACUCCUUGUGAUCCUGACAAGUUUUCGGCCGAAAUGGACGGCGGGGCUUGCAAAAGCGCCAACAGCAGUCUCAACGACAGCGGUGCUAGCGUCGACACAACCUCUACUGUAACAUCAGAUGAAGAAAGACGACACCACGACGACGACAUCAAGAUGACAUCAUCAAGUGAAGAUGAGCACAUCGUAAGAAGUCCAGCUAGCAAUAAAGACACUGCUUUGGACGACAACGGGGUUCGUCGGUACCGUACAGCGUUCACGAGGGAGCAAAUCGGUCGUUUAGAGAAGGAGUUCCUCAAAGAAAACUACGUCUCACGUCCAAAGCGUUGUGAACUGGCCGCGUCCCUCAACUUGCCUGAGAGUACCAUUAAGGUGUGGUUCCAGAACAGGCGAAUGAAGGACAAGCGACAACGUAUGGCUAUGGCCUGGCCCUACGGCAUUGCUGACCCAAACAUCUACGCCUACAUCGCUGCUGCUGCUGCAUCAUACCCAUACGGCAUCGCGGCUGCCGGAGCUCCCUUCGGCUGCUACUCCGGAAUGGGCUUGCAGCGCCCCCAGGCGGGUCUUGCCCAGCUCCCUAUGACAGCAGGACUUCGGCCAGGAGCAGAGUAUUUCAACAAUCUGACAAACUCCUUCCUUCGACCCUCAACGAUGGUGGUACCCCAUACCGUCCAUUCGCCCCCUACAGUUCGGUCGCCGUUAGACCCAACAGCUCUUAUGGGUCACAGUGCUCCCUCCACCCCCUCAACUCCCCCUUCGGACUCUUUGUGCUCUAGCCCAUUUCCCUCAACACCUACACUACACAAACCCUCCCCUGUGUCAACGAAGAGCAACAGCUCUACAGCUCCCAAUGGGCUCUUCCGACCAUUCCAGUCUGAAGUUGAGCGGACGUAGCUCUCCGUCAUCACGACAUCAGAUGAUGUCACAAAGACAUAUAUUACAUAUGGGACUUGGAGAACUCAAGUAUUGUGCUGAGGUUGAGUUGUCUCCCUUAUGUGGUUGAGUUGUCUCCCGUGUGAAAAAGCCGCCCUGCAGAACGUCACGGGGCGUCACGAUUGUGCUCAUGCCACCACUGAGGGAACUACGGUUGGACACUGUGUGCUGUUAUUGUUGAUAUUGCCUCGUCUCAGUGGGCGGAGAUGACAGCGUCACAUGCCGUCACAGACGCACGGAGUGCGUUACACUCACGCGCAUUAGGUGGACACGGGUAUUCUGCGCACACAACUGAACUUACUCAAGACGACGCGAUUGUCUCAUUCCCUAUACUCACUUUGUCAAAAUAUGUUGUUUUUAUGUAAAUAUCGGAGAGAGAUUUAUGAUUGUUUUUGUUUGUACAUACUAUAUAUUCUUCAGUUUUGGAGAGUAAGAAAUAAAACUGUCUAUGCGAAAA
This is a messenger RNA of Haliotis rubra (blacklip abalone), 1841 nucleotides long. Its product is annotated as homeobox even-skipped homolog protein 2-like. The record is from RefSeq and is a predicted model, not a curated record. Gene Ontology annotation, cellular component: nucleus. The transcript has 3 exons. Gene Ontology annotation, molecular function: DNA-binding transcription factor activity, RNA polymerase II-specific; RNA polymerase II cis-regulatory region sequence-specific DNA binding. Lineage: Eukaryota; Metazoa; Mollusca; Gastropoda; Lepetellida; Haliotidae. The coding region runs from base 395 to 1345 and encodes 316 amino acids. Gene Ontology annotation, biological process: regulation of transcription by RNA polymerase II.